ACCAGGAGGAGCAGACCUUAGCGUGGCUUCUCGCGCUUCCCUCAGCGCGCCAUGGCGCGGGCCAGAGCCGCGAAGGGACUGCUCCUACGUUCCGUCGCGCUGUGGCUCGCCCUGCUCGGCGCCAGCACGGCGACUGCGUCCAAGGCGGUGACCGCACACUUGGCUGCGAAGUGGCCCGAGACCCCGCUGCUGCUGGAGGCCAGUGAAUUCAUGGCAGAAGAAAGUAAUGAAAAGUUUUGGCAGUUUGUGGAAACAGUAACAGAAUUAGCAGUCUAUAAGCAGACAGAAUCAGAUUAUUCUUACUACAACCUAAUCCUGAAGAAAGCUGGGCAGUUUUUAGACAAUAUACACAUCAACCUCCUAAAGUUUGCUUUCUCGAUAAGGGCAUACUCUCCCAUGAUUCAGAUGUCCCAGCAGGUUGCUGCCGAGGAGCCACCACCAGACGGCUGCGCGGCGUUUGUGGUCGUGCAUACAAAGCGGACCUGCAAAACCAGCGAACUUAAGAAGCUGCUGAGUAAGGCUGCGUCAAGGCCCAGGCCUUACCUAUUUGAAAGAGAUCAUAAGUUUCCCACAAGCAGUGAGAACUUACCAGUGGUUAUUCUCUAUGCAGAAAUUGGUACAAGAGCGUUUGCUGAAUUUCACAGAGUAUUGUCUAAGAAAUCAAAAAAUGGUAAAAUCCUGUAUGUUCUCCGCCACUACAUCAAGAAACCAAGCUCAAGAAAAAUGUACUUAUCUGGCUAUGGAGUGGAGCUGGCAAUUAAAGAUACAGAAUACAAGGCAUUGGAUGAUAUCCAAAUUAAAGCUACGACUGAUGCCACUGUAGAAAAUGAGACCGGAGCAGAUGAAGUUCAAGGAUUUCUUUUUGGGAAACUGAAAGAAAUAUAUUCAGAUCUUAAAGAGAAUCUGACAAUAUUCCAAAAGUACCUGAUUGAGAGCAGCAAAGAAAUGACACCUUUGAAGGUCUGGGAAUUACAAGAUCUUAGUUUUCAAGCAGCCUCUCGAAUAGCUUCCACUCCUGUUUAUGAUGCCAUAAAGUUAAUGAAAGAUAUUUCACAGAACUUUCCUGUAAAAGCCAGAUCUCUCACCAGGAUUGCUGUAAAUGAGCUACUGAGAAAAGAAAUACAGGAAAACCAGAAGGACUUACGUGAUAGAUUCGAAAUUAUGCCAGGUGAUGCUCAUCUGUUUAUCAAUGGCCUUCCUGUUGACUUGGAUGUUUAUGACCCCUUUAGUAUUUUAGAUUUGCUGAGAUCAGAAGGGAAGCUGCUGAGUGGCCUUAAAAGUCUUGGGCUCAGUGAAGAAGAGAGGAGCAGGUUUUUAAAAUUAAACUCACCCGUGUGGGACGAUGACUUUGUUUUAGAUAUUCGGCAUUCUUCGAUAGUGUGGAUCAAUGACUUAGAAAAUGACGCUUUGUAUACUGAUUGGCCGACAAGUUGCUGGGAAUUUCUAAAGCCAGUAUUACAUGGAACAGUGCCUUCUGUAAGGCGUAAUUUUCAUAAUUUGGUUCUGUUUAUUGAUCCUGCUCAAGAAUAUACCUUGGACUUUAUAAAUUUGGCAGAAUUUUUUUAUUUUAAUGAAAUCCCUCUUCGAAUUGGCUUUGUCUUCAUUCUUACUAUAGACAAUGAAGUUGAUGGAACAACAGAUGCUGGGGUUGCUCUUUGGCGAGCUUUCAGUUAUAUUGAAGAAAGCUAUGGUGUGUCAGAAGCAUUUCUUUCUAUGACACAUAUGUACCAAAAAGUGAAGGGUCGUCAUGUACUCACUGUGGAUGAUGUGAGGACUGUUCUUCAAAAUAAAUUUCCUCAUGCCGACAUUCUGGAUAUCUUGGGAGCCCAUUCCAAGUAUGAUAGCAGGAGAAAGGAAGGAGCAAACUUUUAUAAGAUGACCGGCCUAGGUCCUUUGCCUCAAGCUCUUUAUAACGGUGAACACUUUGGCCUCAAAGAGAUAGACACUGAAGAACUAAAAGGGGCCAUUCUGGAAAAAAUGAUGGAUGCGUUUAUAUAUCUACAAAGAGACGUUUUUAUGGGCAAAAUAACGGAUGAAAUCAAUGCAAUUGAUUUCCUGAUGGAGAAGAGUAACGUUGUACCCCGGCUAAAUUCUUUGAUUUUGCACACUGAACCACAGUAUCUUAACUUACUGUCUUCAUCAGUAACUGCUGAUAUUGAAGAUUUCUCUACUUUCUCCUUCCUGGAUUCACAAGACAAGAGUGCUGUUGUCGCAAAGCACAUGCAUUACUUAACCCGAGACGAUGCUGUCAUAUCUGCAGUCACUCUGUGGAUUGUUGCUGAUUUUGAUGUGCCGUCGGGGAGAAAACUGCUCUCUCAUGCGUUAGAGCACAUGGAAACAACUUUUCAUAGUCGGUUAGGAAUUGUUUACAACCCCACGUCAAAGAUAAAUGAGGAGAACACAGCCAUUUCUAGAGGAAUUUUGGCAGCUUUUCUUACACAUAAAAACGACCUCUUGAGAAACUUUCUCAGGAAACUGGCAAAAGAAGAAACCGCUGAAGCAAUUUAUUCUGGAGAUAAAAUUAAAACCUUCCUUGCUACGGAGAUGGAUAAGAAUGCUUUUGAGAAAAAAUAUAACACCAUUGGAGUAAAUAUUUUCCGAACUCACCAGUUAUUCUGUCAAGAGGUUCUUAAGCUGCGACCUGGAGAGCCCGGGAUUGUCAGCAAUGGAAGAUUCUUAGGACCUUUAAAUGAAGAGCUCCACAAAGAAGAUUUUCACUUGCUUGAAAAGAUAACAUUUAGUGAUUCAGUAGUGAAAAUCGCAGGCAUUGUUGAGAAUAUGGAAAUGAACUCAAAACACAUGAGCGACCUCGUGAUGAAAAUAGAUGUGCUUACCUCUUCAUUGCCCGUGCGUGCCUCUCGCUCUGAUGUCACGUUACUCAAAGAAAAUCUCAGUGUUAUAAAGAUAAAUCCUCCAGAGAACGACACGUUUUUUGAUGUCAUUGCUGUUGUCGAUCCUUUGACAAGAGAAGCUCAGAAGAUGACCCAGUUACUGGACGUGCUUGGGAAGAUCGUGAACGUGAGGAUGAAGCUGUUCAUGAACUGCAGGGGUAAGCUUUCAGAAGCCCCGUUAGACAGCUUUUACCGUUUUGUUCUGGAACCAGAGCCGUUCUCAGGGGCUAGCAAUAGUCCUUCUCAAGGACCAGUGGCAAAGUUCCUGGACAUCCCAGAACCACACCUUCUGACCCUCAACAUGAUCACCCCAGAAGGAUGGCUGGUGGAGCCAGUACACAGCAACUGUGACCUUGACAACAUUAACUUAAAGGAUAUUGAGAGGAGUGUUACAGCAGAGUACGAACUAGAGCAUCUGCUCCUUGAAGGACAUUGCUUUGACAUGACCACAGAACAGCCCCCGCAGGGCCUGCAGUUCACGCUGGGCACAAGAAGCAAUCCUGACGUAGUUGACACAAUAGUAAUGGCCAAUCUGGGAUAUUUUCAACUAAAAGCAAACCCAGGUGCAUGGAUACUAAAAUUACGUGAAGGAAAAUCAGAAGAUAUUUAUGAAAUAAUUGGGCAUGAAGGAGCAGACUCUGAGACUGACGUAGGCAAUGUCAUUGUCGUGUUAAAUACUUUCAAGAGCAAGAUUCUGAAAGUGCAGGUAAAGAAAAAAUCAGGUAAAAUUAAAGAAGAUGUCCUUGCUGAUAAACAUGAAGAUAGAGGCAUGUGGGAUUCAAUUAAAAGCUUCACAGAAAGUCUGCAGAAAGAUGGCAAAAAGGACAACAACAUCCUAAACAUUUUUUCAGUUGCCUCUGGCCAUUUAUAUGAGCGGUUUCUACGGAUUAUGAUGCUUUCUGUUCUGCGGAACACCAAAACACCAGUGAAGUUCUGGUUUCUGAAGAAUUACCUCUCGCCAACAUUUAAAGAGGUGAUCCCUCACAUGGCUAAGGAAUAUGGAUUCCAGUACGAGCUUGUCCAGUACAAGUGGCCCCGCUGGCUUCACCAACAGACCGAAAAGCAGCGAAUCAUUUGGGGCUACAAAAUCCUUUUCCUCGAUGUCCUUUUCCCACUGGCUGUGGACAAAGUCAUAUUUGUUGAUGCUGACCAGAUCGUGAGGCAUGACCUGACAGAACUUCGAGACUUUGAUCUGGAUGGAGCUCCUUACGGAUAUACUCCAUUCUGUGAUAGCCGCACUGAAAUGGAUGGAUACCGUUUCUGGAAGACGGGAUACUGGGCAUCACAUCUCGUAAAAAGGAAAUACCAUAUCAGCGCCUUAUACGUGGUGGAUCUUAAGAAGUUCAGGAGAAUUUCAGCAGGUGACAGGCUCCGGGGCCAGUACCAAGCUCUUAGCCAAGAUCCAAAUAGUCUUUCAAACCUAGAUCAGGAUCUCCCCAACAAUAUGAUUUACCAAGUUGCCAUCAAGUCUCUUCCUCAAGACUGGCUGUGGUGCGAAACCUGGUGUGAUGACGAAUCUAAGCAAAGAGCCAAGACGAUCGACCUGUGCAAUAAUCCCAAAACAAAAGAACCCAAACUAGAAGCUGCCGCAAGGAUUGUCCCAGAAUGGGUCGAGUAUGAUACCGAGAUCCGGAAACUAUUAGAUCAUCUUGAAAAUAAGAAGAAAAGUACAAUUCAUGAUGAACUCUAACACAGACGAUGAGAACGAUGGAAAUCUGCCACCUGCUGAAAAUUUGUGGAACUGCUAAGACUAGUAGGCCAUUCGUUCCAAUUAUUGACAUAAGGUUGGCUGGUUUUUUAUAAGCUUUAUUUAAAACACAUGUAAAGUUUUAAAAUAAACUUAAUUUAUGUGA
This is a messenger RNA of Rattus rattus (black rat), 4744 nucleotides long. RefSeq names its product UDP-glucose glycoprotein glucosyltransferase 2 (gene Uggt2). NCBI's taxonomy places the organism in Eukaryota, Metazoa, Chordata, Mammalia, Rodentia, Muridae. Bases 52 to 4581 code for a protein of 1509 amino acids. The transcript is spliced from 39 exons. Gene Ontology annotation, cellular component: endoplasmic reticulum. The record is from RefSeq and is a predicted model, not a curated record. Gene Ontology annotation, molecular function: UDP-glucose:glycoprotein glucosyltransferase activity.